Molecule: messenger RNA, 2163 nt
Organism: Echinococcus granulosus
Lineage: Eukaryota; Metazoa; Platyhelminthes; Cestoda; Cyclophyllidea; Taeniidae
Product: Signal recognition particle protein
Exons: 14
Coding region: 1-2163 (720 amino acids)
Biological process (GO): SRP-dependent cotranslational protein targeting to membrane
Cellular component (GO): signal recognition particle, endoplasmic reticulum targeting
Molecular function (GO): ribosome binding; 7S RNA binding; protein binding
Source: RefSeq, a predicted model, not a curated record
AUGGCACACAAGCAGGCCGGUGUGGAUUUGGAAUCUCUUUAUAGUGACCUUGGCAAGGCUUGCAAGGCUGCUUCUUAUUCAAGAGUCGUGGCUAUUUGUGACAAAAUCCUAAAACCCUUUCCCACUGAUGCAUACGCUCUGCACUGCAAAAUAGUUUCUCUCAUCCGUCAAGAUAGGUUUGAUGACUGCUUGGAGUUCUUCCGGAAGCAACAAGUCGAUGGUUAUCAUUUGGAAAGAGCAUACUGUGAAUACCGUUUAAAUCGCCUGGUUGAUGCAUUGAAAACUGUCUCAAGUUGUACUGUUGUGACUCAGGAGCUCAUUGAACUCCGAGCACAAAUUUAUUAUCGGCUUGAAGAAUUUGAAAGGGCGAUUGAAGAGUAUGAAAAUUUGGUGAAAACAUGCAAAGACGAUUAUCAGGGUGAGCGGCAAACUAAUCUUAUUGCUGCGAGGGCUGCGCUUUCUUGUUUCCAAGGAAAAGUUGUGCCAUUAAACUACUCUCCUGCACUGUUCGAGACUGCAUUCAAUGCAGCCUGUUAUUACAUCGGCAAGAAGGACUACAUGAGGGCCCUCAAGUACUUAGAUGAGGCUGAAAAAUUAUGUACUAAAACUUUUGAAGACGACACCGAUGUAACUGAGGAACAAAUCAAUGAGGAAGUUGCUCCCAUUAGGGCUCAAAAAGGUUUUGUGCUGCAACAACAGCAAAAGGCGGAUGUUGCAUUUGAAGUCUAUCAUACAAUUUUACGUCAACGGUCCGGUGACCCAUCUCUGAUGGUUGUGAUUUCAAACAAUCUUAUCUGCAUUAAUAAAGAACAAAACGCUUUCGACACUCGCAAACGCAUAAAGGCGUCUUCGAUUGAUGAUCUCCAGCACAAGCUAUUCCAAGCCCAACGUAGUUCAAUACUUGUAAAUCAGGCUCUAUUCUAUCUCAACAACAAUCAACUUGACGCCUGUAAUGCCAAAUUGAAAGCUGUUUUGAAUGAAGACCCAAACAAUGUGCGAGCUGUCAUGCUCUCGGCAGUUAGCUUAGCCAAAAGCAAACAGUCUUCUGCUGGUGUCCGGCUGCUGGAGAACUUCGCGAAGUCUUCAGCCUUCGAUGAGGUGGACAAACAGAGUCGCCUAGCCGUCAUCUUCCUCCUCGUCCACCUUCAACUUAUGGCCGCUUCAGGUACGUCUUUGGGCGCCACACCCACCGCUCCGUUGCGAGUGGGCAAACUCACCGCUGAGGUAGCCGACGCCUUGUCGGAGCAGAUCCUUGCCAAGUUGCUUCCCAAGGAGAUAGCUCUGCUGCCUCUCAUUGCAUCACUUCGCGUUGCCCUUCUUUUGGGUACGGGAACUGGGGGGGCGGACUGCGUUGACGAGGCGACAGUCAAGCGCACUAAGGAAAUUGUCUUUGAGACGCUGGAAGUUUGGUCCAAGAAGUCGUCCGAUAAAAUUGACUCCGAUCGCCUUCUCUCGCGUUGCAUCGAUUUCUUCCGUUUCCACGGCUUCGCUGAGGAUGCCGCGCACCUGCUAGAACAGCGUCUUGAUGCUCUAAAGCAGAUGAGCGCUGGCAGUGAGGGUGUCAAGAAGCAGCAGCAACAAAGUCUAUUGGCAUUGCUGAUUCAGGCCUACUCCAAGUUCGACCACGCCAAGGCGAGUCAGGCAAGUCGCCAUCUGGAGUUCAAGGAGAAGUUGAGUGAGAAGGAGGUGGAUUCUCUGGAGUCCAUAUUUCUCUUUAACAUGAAGAGUAUCAAGAAGAGUGGGAGGGUAGUCACUGCACCGACACCGAAGAGCGGAGGCAAGGCAGGUGACACAGAGGGGGCGGUGGCAGUGACACCGAAGAAGCACAAGAAGAAGAAGCGACCACCUCGGCUACCGAAGAACUACGAGCCCGGCGUACCGCCGGAUCCUGAGCGGUGGCUGCCGAGGCGCGAGCGCACCGGUUACCGCGGCAAGCGGCGUGACAAGCGCCAACCCUUGCACCUCCAGCGUGGCCCCCAGGGUGUUACUUCCUCCACAGCUCCCGAGCUGGACAUGGGCAACACGGGCGCUUCCGUAGCCUCAACACCACCAAGCGCUGGAUCUGGCAGCGCCGGUACCGGGCCCGGUCCCAGCGCAAACAACGCGCAGCGCCGACCCCAGCAGAAUAAGCCCCACAAGAGCAAGAAGGGAAAGAGGCGCUAA